UUGGUACGACGCAGCAACAAUGUCCGUGACUCUGCAUACGUCCUUGGGAGACAUCAAGAUGGAGGUGUUUUGCGACACUGCUCCGCGAACAGCAGAAAACUUCCUCGCACUGUGCGCAAGCAAUAGCUACGACAACACAGUAUUCCACAGAAACAUGAAAGGAUUCAUGAUUCAAGGCGGAGACCCCACGGGCACGGGCAAAGGUGGGGAAAGCAUUUGGGGCGGUGCCAUCGACGACGAAUUCCAUCCGCAGAACCGAGUACGCUCUGUCCCGAUGAUGGUAGCUUCCUGCCGAUGUCUUUCACCGCCAUGCCAUAGCACAACGUGCGAGGGAUUGUGUCCAUGGCCAACAGCGGUGCGAACACAAACAAGCAGCAGUUCUUCAUCACGUAUGCGAAACAGCCGCACCUGAAUAAUGUGUACACAGUGUUCGGCAAAGUCAUCGACGGGUUUGACGUGCUGGAUGCAAUGGAGAAAGCCCAAGUCGAUUCAAAGCACCGACCGCUCAAGGACAUUGUACUGAACAACGUCACAAUUCACGCCAACCCGAUCGCCGACGACAAAUAAAUGACCACCUCUUCCGUCUUCUAAUCUAUCGUGCUUGGGUCUUGGACGAAAGGACCACGCUGCAGUCGUAUAUACCGAUAUAAGUCUGUAUUACAUCCCUCCAUGCCGAGGUUCCUGCACACGGAUCAUCUGCGUGGGCGGAAUGAGGAGCUCAUCGUUGACGGACGACCCCAGAUACUGCCGCAGGAGCGCCUUCAAUUCACUGUUCUGCACCUGCAGCGCUGAAACCGAGUCGAUGAGGGACUUGCGCUGCUUGAGGACCAUGUUGUACUCGGUCAGCCCCUUCUCAAGGGCCAGCCAAACCCUACACAUUCAUAACAAUUGCGACUCCCAUUUUCCACACUCCAUACCGUUGAGUCGCGUCA
Messenger RNA from Aphanomyces invadans, 932 nucleotides. Its product is annotated as peptidyl-prolyl cis-trans isomerase-like 3, variant. Gene Ontology annotation, molecular function: peptidyl-prolyl cis-trans isomerase activity. The transcript has 4 exons. Gene Ontology annotation, biological process: protein folding; protein peptidyl-prolyl isomerization. Gene Ontology annotation, cellular component: catalytic step 2 spliceosome. Bases 20 to 412 code for a protein of 130 amino acids. Lineage: Eukaryota; Oomycota; Saprolegniomycetes; Saprolegniales; Verrucalvaceae. The record is from RefSeq and is a predicted model, not a curated record.